This is a messenger RNA of Thalassophryne amazonica, 7070 nucleotides long. It is a transcript of the gene lamb2, whose product is annotated as laminin, beta 2 (laminin S). Gene Ontology annotation, cellular component: laminin trimer. Lineage: Eukaryota; Metazoa; Chordata; Actinopteri; Batrachoidiformes; Batrachoididae. The record is from RefSeq and is a predicted model, not a curated record. Gene Ontology annotation, molecular function: extracellular matrix structural constituent. Bases 299 to 5689 code for a protein of 1796 amino acids. Gene Ontology annotation, biological process: cell migration; substrate adhesion-dependent cell spreading; basement membrane assembly. The transcript has 36 exons.
GGGUAGUUGCAGUAGUUUCACCAGCAGGAGGCGGUGUGUUUCUUCAUCAACGCACUCCUCCUCCUCCUCCCGCGUGCCCCGCUGCUCGGUGCUCCGUCCCUCCUCUGCUCUGCUCCGGGAGUCCGGCUCGGACUUUCCAGCGGAGAGGAGCAGGAGCCAGGAGUGGAGGAGUCCUCAGUCCUCAUCACCGUCAACUCCGCAGCAAGUUCUAGCAGCAGGAGGAGAGACCAAAAACAGGACCGAACAUCUCAGUCCGGGACCAAACCGAGUGAUUGUGGCUGAUAAACGGAGCAGGUUGAUGAAGUCGCGCGCUCUGAUCCUCCUCUGCGUCCUGGCUGUUGCCUACAGCCAAGAGCCUGACCACAGCCACGGAUGUGCCCAAGGCAGCUGUUAUCCAGCAACGGGGAAUUUGCUGGUUGGACGUGAGAAGAACCUAAAAGCUUCGUCCACAUGUGGUAUGAGGAAAAAAGAGCGUUAUUGCAUCGUCAGUCAUCUGCAGGAUGAGAAGAAGUGCUUCCUCUGUGAUUCCAGACGGGCAUAUGACCCCAUAUAUAAUACCAUCAAUCACCGAAUAGAAAACGUAAUAACCACCUUCAAACCUCACCGCAAGACGUCCUGGUGGCAAUCUGAGAAUGGAAAGUCAGAUGUCUUUAUUCAGCUGGAUCUUGAAGCAGAGUUUCAUUUUACCCACUUGAUUAUGACUUUCAAGACUUUCCGUCCAGCAGCCAUGCUGAUACAACGAUCGGCUGACUUCGGUCGAACCUGGCAGACAUAUCGCUAUUUUGCAUAUGACUGCAAUGCUGCCUUUCCUGGAAUUAGCCAGGGUCCUUUGCGUAAAGUCGACGAUGUCAUCUGUGAAUCACGCUACUCUGACAUUGAACCAUCCACAGAAGGAGAGGUGAUCUACAGAGUGUUAGAUCCAGCCAUCAGGAUUGAGGAUCCAUACAGUCCAACCAUACAGAACCAGCUCAAGAUCACAAAUUUGAGAGUGAAUUUCACCAAACUCCACACACUGGGAGACAACCUGCUGGACCCCAGGCUUGAGAUCAAAGAAAAGUAUUACUAUGCCAUAUAUGAGCUGGUUGUGCGUGGAAACUGUUUUUGUUAUGGCCACGCCUCGGAGUGCGCACCCAUCGAUGGCAUCAGGGAUGGCAUAGAUGGAAUGGUUCAUGGCAGGUGUGUGUGCACCCACAACACCAAGGGUUUGAACUGUGAGCAGUGUGAUGACUUUCACAAUGACUUGCCGUGGAGACCAGCCGAGGGACGAAACACCAACGCCUGCAAGAAGUGUAACUGUAACGGCCACUCCACACAGUGCCACUUUGACAUGGCGCUGUAUUUGGCCACGGGUAACGUGAAUGGAGGAGUGUGCGACGACUGUUUGCACAACACCAUGGGACACAACUGUGAAAUGUGUAAACCUUUUUAUUACAAAGAUCCCACUAAGGAUAUCAGAGACCCACGGGUCUGCAUACCGUGUGACUGCGACCCAGACGGCUCACAGAAUGAGGGCAUGUGCGACAGCCACAGCGACCCUUCCCUCGGCAUGGUGGAAGGUCAGUGUCGCUGCAAGGCCAAUGUGGAGGGCCCGCGUUGCGACAAGUGUAAAGCCGGCUUCUUUGGCCUGAGCAGAGACAACCCUCAAGGAUGCCACCCUUGCCGGUGUGAUCACAGGGGAACAGUGUCAGGACGGUCCCACUGUGACCCCAUCAAUGGCGACUGCUUCUGCAAGCGUCUGGUCACUGGCCGCAGUUGUGAUCAGUGUCUGCCAGAACACUGGGCUCUGAGCCACGACUUGAGCGGCUGCAGAGGCUGCGAGUGUGAUAUCGGAGGUGCUCUGGAUAACCACUGCUCUGUGGAAAGUGGUCAGUGUCGCUGCCGUAGUCACAUGACUGGACGUCAGUGUGCACAGGUGGAGUCUGGGUAUUUCUUUAUGGCUCUGGAUCACCUCCUUUAUGAGGCUGAGUUUGCUAAGAUGGGACAGGGUUGCACAGUGGAGAUCAGGGAGCACCAACUGGGUCGUCCUGCUACGUGGACUGGAAUUGGAUUUUCCCGGGUACCUGAGGGGGGCACGCUGGAGUUUUUCAUCAGCAACAUUCCGUACUCCAUGGAAUAUGACCUACUCAUCCGCUAUGAGUCACAGAUGUCCAGAGACUGGGAGGAGGUGCGAGUCACAGUGAUCCGUCCUGGGCCGAUUCCAACGAGCAGCCCCUGUGGAAACACCAUCCCAGAUGAUGACAGACUCACUGUCUCCCUGCCGGCUGGGGCCAGGUUCGUAGUGACUACUCAGCCAGUAUGUCUGGAGAGAGGUGUGACCUACACUCUCCGCUUUGAGUUCAGGCGCUAUCAGGAUGCCAACGUUAUUCUCAACGGAGCGGCCAACGCUCUCAUUCUUGUGGAUUCUAUCGCUUUAAUACCACGCCACUCCUCCCUGGAGAUGUUCAAUGCCGGGGAUGGGGCCUCCAACAUCAGGAAGCAGACCUACGAGCGGUACCGCUGCCACGAUGGGGCAAAGCCUGUGACCCGCCCUGUGAUGAGUGACACUUGUUCCAAAUUAAUCACCAGCAUGUCGGCUGUCAUUAAUGAUGGGGCUAUACCGUGUAAUUGUGACCCACAGGGGUCCGUCAGCUCCUUGUGUGAUGUUCGUGGGGGCCAGUGUCGCUGCAGGCCCAAUGUGAUUGGUCGACGCUGUGACCAGUGUGCUCCAGGAACUUUUGGUUUUGGACCUUCAGGCUGCAGUGCCUGCGGAUGCAGCCUGGAAGGGUCUGUAACUCGGCUUUGUGACAAGUUCACCGGUCAGUGCCAGUGCCGUCCAGGUGCUUUUGGCCAGCGUUGUGACAGAUGCCAGUCAGGUCACUGGGGUUUUCCAAACUGCCGACCUUGUGAAUGCAACGGACAUGCUGUUGAAUGCAGCCAGAGGACCGGAGCAUGCAUCAACUGUAGAGACAACACUGCAGGAGACAAAUGUGACAGGUGUGCAAAUGGUUACUAUGGUAACCCAGUUCUGGGCGUGUCUGGUGGUCAGUGUCGUCCAUGCCCCUGCCCAGAUGGACCCAACAGCGGACGGCACUUUGCAGCAUCUUGUUACCAAGACAACCGUAACUGGCAAAUCAUUUGCAACUGUAACCAGGGUUAUACAGGGAUUGUUAAACGCUCCGGGGUGACCAUUUUUAAGCGCGCCCGUUGUGAGGAAUGUGCCCCCGGUUAUUAUGGAAACCCCUCACAGCCGGGAGGCCGCUGCCAGUCGUGCCAGUGCAACAACAACAUAGACAUGUCAGACCUGGAUGCGUGUGACAGGUGGAGCGGCGAGUGCAGGAAAUGCCUCUACAACACCGAGGGCCCCAACUGUGGCAUCUGCAAAAGUGGUUACUAUGGAGAUGCUUCCCGCCGAAACUGCAGAAAAUGUACUUGUAACUUCCUGGGUACCGAGCGCAGUCAGUGUGUGGGCCGUGAGGACUGCGUGUGCCAGCGUGCCACGGGACAGUGUCAGUGUUUACCGAAUGUUAUUGGUCUGACAUGUGACCACUGCACACCUAGUCACUGGAAUCUGGCCAGUGGGAGGGGCUGUGAACCCUGCAGCUGUGACCCUACCAACUCUGUCUCCUCCUCGUGCAACGAGUUCACCGGUCAGUGUCAGUGUCGUGAUGGCUUUGGAGGAAAGACAUGCACAGACUGCCAGGAAAACUACUGGGGAGACCCCAGAACACAGUGCCGAGCCUGUGACUGUGACUGGCGAGGCAUUGAAACCUCUCAGUGCCACCGUGUGACUGGCCACUGUGUUUGCCAGCAGGGCGUGUCAGGUGUCCGCUGUGACCAGUGUGCCCGCGGCUUCUCGGGACAGUUCCCCAACUGCCAGCCCUGCCACCAGUGCUUUGGUGACUGGAAUCGCAUUGUGCAGGACUUGACAGUGCGCACCAAAGCCCUGGCAGGACGCGCACAUGAGAUUCAGAACACUGGACUGACUGGAGCCUAUGAAAAGGCCUUCAAGGAUCUGGAGGAGAAACUCGCGCAGGCCCAGGACAUUGUUAAUGCACGUAAUGCCACUACUGCAGCUGUCACGAUCCUGAUGGAGCUUAUUGAAGACCUCAGAGCACAAAUCGGUGACACAACUGACACCUUGAAUCGUCUGGAAGGAGAGCUCACUGUUGUCCAGGAUGGAAACUCUGAGGCCAGUAAGGAGCUGAGCAGUUUGGAGAGAGAGGCCAUACAGCUAAACCUGACUUCAGAGCAGCUACACCACCAACUCAGCAUCCUCAAAAACUCCAACUUCUUAGGUGCAUACGACAGCAUUCGUAGCGCCUACAAUAAGUCUCAAGACGCCGAACGCCGAGCAAAUGAAUCAACAACUAGUCACCCGAGCACAGUCAGCGAAUCAGCAGACACACGCCGUCGCACUGAGCGCCUCAUCACCAGCAAGAAGGACGACUUUAACCGAAAAAAUGCUGCAAACAAGCGUACACUUACAGAGCUCAGUGCCAGAGUACAGAGGCUGGACAUGAAAAACCUCAAUGAGAAGGUAUGUGGUGCCCCUGGUGAUGUUCCAUGUGGUGAAAGCCCCUGUGGAGGUGCAGGUUGCCGUGACGAUGAGGGGAACCGCCACUGUGGUGGCCUGAAUUGUCACGGUGCUGUGGCUGUGGCUGAUGGCUCACUGGAGAGAGCGAAACACACGGACACAGAGCUGAACAAAGCCAUGAGCGAGGUGGAGGGCCUCUUCAUGAAGGUUGUUGAGGCAAAGACCAAAGCGGAAGAGGCGAAGGGUAAAGCCAAAGCAACACUGGACAAAGCCACAGCCACCAAGAACAAAGUAGAGCACUCCAACAAUCAGCUGAGAGACCUCAUCAAGCAGAUCAGAGAGUUCCUCACCCAGGACGGUGCAGACCCAGACAGUAUUGAAGCGGUGGCGAAUCGCGUGUUAGAGCUCUCGAUUCCUGCUUCGCAUCUCCAGAUCAGACAUCUUGCUGAUGAAAUCAAGGAUCGCGUUCGUAGUCUGUCUAACGUGGAUGCCAUCCUGCGGCAGACGCAGCACAAUGUCCAAAAAGCAGAACAACUACUGCUGGACGCCAAGAGGGCCAGGCAUCAUGCUGAGGGAGUGAAAACCACUGCAGAGACUGUCAAACAGGCCUUGGCAGAUGCUAAGACUGCCCAGACAUCAGCAGAGAAGGCUAUAGCACGAGCCAGAGCUGACAUCGUGGAGACUGAAGCCAGGGUGGCACAGAUUGAAUCAGCAACAACCAAUAGUGAGAAGGACCUGAAGGAUGCCAUGGAUCGUCUGGGAACACUGGGUUGGGAAAUUAAUGUCCUGAAGACCAAAUAUGCCAGCAACAGUAUGGCAGCGUCCCGAGCAGAAGAGACAGCCACCAUGGCCCGAGACAAGGCAAAUGAGGCCAAGCAGAUUCUAGAUGGCCAGCUGACUGAUAAAUACCAUGAGGUUCAUCAGCGAGUUGACACCAAGGCCAAGGUCGUGCAGGAUGCAAAGAAAAGGGCUGAGAGCCUCAGAGAUGAAGCAAAUGAACUACUGACAGAUGCUCAAAACAAGCUGCAGAGACUCGCAGAGCUGGAGAAAAACUAUGAGGAGAACCAGAGGAGGCUGGAGGGGAAGGCUCGUCAGCUGGACGGCUUGGAGGACAAGAUGAAAGAAAUCCUCGAUGACAUCAACAAGCAGAUCCAGAUCUACAACACCUGCCAGUAGCUCAGCACACAGUGUAAUAAUAAUAAUUAUUAUAUAGGCCCUUCACUCGCUCAUUCUGCUGGUUUCUUCAGACACAGUAAUCUGAGAACAGGCUGAAAGAAAAAAACACAGCAUACACAACAUGCCCCUCAUGUAAGACUUUUUUACAUUUGGUGAGUUAAAGAUAGGAAUUUGAUGUUUUAAUUUUAAAUAUUGACUCUCACUUUUAUUUUAUUUUACACAAUGCAAUUAGUUUUGUUCUUUAAAUUAGGAACUAUUUCUUUUGCAUUUCAAUCAUGAAAGAUAAUUCAUUUGAGAAAGUCAGUAGUGCCAAAUAUGGCUGGACAUCAGCUUUUAGAUGAAGUGUGGAAGUUCUCGUGCAGAUGCUGUUUAUGAGUCUUGCAUUAGAACCUCAGCUGAAGUUUCUUGCCUUUUAUUUAUCCAUCCUCUGUUUGUACUCAAUCAAUAUUCUGAGCUGAGCUCAUCCAGAUGUCAACUGCAGUGAAAAGGGCCUUUUGUGUGUGUGUGUGUGUGUGUGUGUGUGUGUGUGUGUGUGUGUGUGUGUGUGUGUGUGUGUGUGUGUGUGUGUGUGUGUGUGUGUGUGUGUGUGUGUGUGUGUGUGUGUGUGUUAGAAAACAUGCCAAUAGAAUAUCCUCCCAGGGGGAGGGGGAGGCGGGGCAUCUUUAACCUUUUUAUGUGCCAGUUGAAAGUUUUUGAUACUUAAGAAUUUAAUAACAAGGUAUUUUCUGUGACAUGAAAACUUAAUUUCAAUAUUUAAUACUUAAUUUUAAUCCUUGUGUCGACACAGCAAAGCAUUUUGAUCUACACGUUUUAGUAACCAGUGAACCCACACGUGUUUGAUGUGUGUGUGUGUGUGUGUGUGUCUGUGUGAGAAGAGCAGGAGGAACGGGAGCAUACAAAGUCCACCCCGAAAAAGGUUUUCCACACCACAUGUGAACACACAAGCUUCUUUCUGUGGCACCAGCCUGCUGUAGUUUGACAUAAAAUAACACUCCGAUAAGGCUGCCUGUGGAUAGGCCAGGGGCAUCUUUUUGGUGAGGAUGAGUACAUUAGUGGAGUGAAAGCAUGAAUAUAUUUUAUCUCUUAAGUUACCAGAUGAAAAUAAUCUCAUGAUGCAGUGCAAAGAAUCAUUUUUCCCCAGUUGUUUGUUGUGUGUCACGUGUUACACAAAAUAAUGCAUCAAGAAAUAUGUAAAAAUACUGUCGGGACCACAAGUGUUUGGACACUGACGUUUUUUGUGUAAUAUUGCCUCGAUAUGCGACAAAAUAGAGUUGAAAAGAAAACAAAAUAUGCUGGUAAUGUAUCUUUCAGCAUUAACUGAAGAGCUUUAAGCAAUGUAUUGCAUUAAACAUUUACGAAACCGCAAGUAACUGGACAAAAA